AUGGCUGGACAGCGAUUUCUGAUCGUACUGAUCGUGGUUUCGAUCUUGGUACCAUCAAUUCGGGAGGCUUCUGCCAGAACCUGUGGAUCGAGACUCCAGUUGCGGACUCAAAAUGAUCCCGUUGACCUCAGUCGGCUGAGCGAGAAGCAGCUAAAACAGCUGGUUGAGCAGUUGGCAAAAUUGCAAACUCAGAAGGGCGAAGAUAGCGGAGAUCUGGUGGAGGAAGAGGAUGACCCAGAACAGGAUCAGGAACUGGAGGAUUCCGAGGACGAUCACCGCGGCGGAAGUCGUCCAUGGAACAGAGUGCAGCGGAUAAUCCGACGACAGCUGGUGAAAAUACCCAAGAGAUAUCUCAAGAAGCUCCUUAGGCAGUUUGGAUUGGCCCGGAGUGCUGGACAUAGCGGUGUCCGGAGUGCGGACUUGGCUGCUCCCCAGCUGGAGGAGUACUACCUAAUACCACUGGAAUGAAAAUAUUGACGGGAAAUAAACACAUUUUGGAAAUACAACACUUUUUCGUGCACUCUUUUGGGCGCUGGGCUAAAGUAUUGCUCAUACUAAAUUCUUUUGGCUAUCAAAUAGCUUUCCCCACCGCAAAAGUGAAUAAAAAAUAUUA
Molecule: messenger RNA, 613 nt
Organism: Drosophila simulans
Lineage: Eukaryota; Metazoa; Arthropoda; Insecta; Diptera; Drosophilidae
Exons: 1
Coding region: 1-468 (155 amino acids)
Source: RefSeq, a predicted model, not a curated record